Molecule: messenger RNA, 3046 nt
Organism: Nilaparvata lugens (brown planthopper)
Lineage: Eukaryota; Metazoa; Arthropoda; Insecta; Hemiptera; Delphacidae
Product: leucine-rich repeat extensin-like protein 5
Exons: 2
Coding region: 148-1749 (533 amino acids)
Cellular component (GO): chitin-based extracellular matrix
Molecular function (GO): structural constituent of chitin-based larval cuticle
Source: RefSeq, a predicted model, not a curated record
GAGCGGCCAGUUACUGAUGCGAUCUUUAUAAGUACACAGGACACAGUUUUUAUAUUUUUUAUACUAGUAUUUCAGUAUAUACCUAGUCUAUAUAUUGAGGAUACGUAAAGUGAGGUGCGUGACAAAGGAGACUGGCCGACAAUCGAUAUGAGAUCAAUAAUUUGUGUUCUCUUACUGAGCACUGGCGUGCUAGCAGCGACAGAUGGGCGGCGCGUGCGGGUGAGGCCUGUCUCGAGUACCGAGGACCAAGACAACCGCGGCCGCCAGGUCGAGUACUACGCCGAGCAGUCCGAUGAGGAGAAUGCGCCGGUGCUUGUGUCUCGGCAGGACACCUACGGUCGCGCGACCGGAGCCGCCAGAGCUGUGCCGGGAGGCGCACCGCGGCUGAGGCCCGAGACCAGGCAGCCGCCUGUGCAGACCAUACGCAACUACAACAAGCUCAACGACGACGGAUCGUUCACCUUCGGGUACGAAGCUGCUGAUGGCAGUUUCAAGGAAGAAACCCGAGGCACCGAUUGUGUGGUGAGAGGCAAGUACGGAUACGUCGACCCUGACGGCAACAAACGUGAGUUUACUUACGUAUCAGGCAACCCUUGUGACCCUAACGCUGUUGAACAAGAAGAAGAAGAGCGUCCAUCUUCAGAGAGUGGCGAGGAGAACGUUCCCCAAAACUACCCCCGCCGUCCUAUCAAGCCAGCCAGCCUUCGUCCAGUCAGCGCUCCCAAACCUCUCCGACCUGCCACCACUGUGUUCCAGAACACAUACAAUACCGGCUCCUACGAGGAUGGCCGCAACAGCGCUGAGGAUGAAGGAGAGAGUGAUGAUGAUGACAGCAGGCCCCAAGCUCCACUGCCAGUCAGGCCCUUGUACCGACCUGUCAGCAGCUCACUGCAGCCAUCAAUCAUUCGUGGAGCUGCCACACCAAAAGCCUCAACGUUUGUUUCAACCACACCAGCUCCCAGGCAGCCUGUAAGAAUAACUCCAAGACCAGCAACUGCUGAGUUGCCAGCCACCACAUACAGGCCACAACUCCUGGCAUCACCAACCCCCACUCCUGUCUACAGCAAGCGUCCAUCUGGACCCACCACCCCAGGAAGCCUCAAUUUUGAUGAAGAGCUCAAGAAGUUCCAGAUUGAUAACAAUGUUGUGUCAACACCUCGUACACCCACUGGUAAAACCCUUUCCACUGACCCAAUCUAUCAAUCAGAACUUGUCUUUGAUCCAGCAUCUGGUCAGUACAACACAGUGCUCUACCAACAACUCCCGCAGACCCAGGGAGACUUCAACCUGAGACACAGGCUCCAGCCAUAUGUUCACAAUCCAGCUCCAAAUCCAUUCUUUCCUCCAGCAAGGCCAUUCCCAGCCCCUGAGCGUACUGUGCCAUCCCCAGUGUAUCAGCAGCAGCUAUUCCAGCAGCAGCAAGCUGCACUCCUGCAGCAGUCGCAACAGCUGUUCGCUGAUCAACAGAAGAGGAAGCAACAGCAGAAGCCCUCCUCAGAAGAGGACCCCCGAUCAUUCCAGACUCAGAGGUUCCCACCCUCACUAUUGCGUCAGGAGCCACAGCAAUUUCAGCCUCAGUCUCAAAGGUUUGCCACCCCCAAACCAGAAGCUACACAGAGAUUUCCGCCCGGUGGAUUCUCUCCUAGCCCCAUUCAAUCGUUCUACUAUGUAUCGCCACAGCCAAAUCAAGCAAACCUAGCAUCUGGACAAAUCGAUUCCUUCCUCAGGGGACACAGUCUCGCUAUCUAGUCCAUACAGAUCUAGAAACUUGCAGCCUAUUAUCUGUGUGAGCAGCAUUGCGUGUAUUCCAAGCUAUGGUUUCCAAAGAAUAUAGCCUAUACUCAAGCAAAACAGAUUUCAAAACUAUAUUGAAACAUCCAACUUCUUUUUAAAUAAUAAUUAGAUAAACUCUAUAUAGAUACUCCAAUAUAUUAUUCUUAAUGAACCAAAUUAAAUUCCAUUUAUUUAAUCAAUUGAGGAUAUUGAAACCAUGGUUGUUCUUGAUUGUAUAAUAUGAUUCUGAAGAUUUUCUAGGAAAGCAUAGCUCUAAGAUGCAAGCACAGUUAGAGCUCGGCUAGUCGAUUAAGAAAUAAUAUAAUUCGGUUCUUCUCAUAAUUUUGUAUCCAGUUAUAAUAUAUGGUAAAUAUCUUCACUAUGCAUGAAUCAUGAGAAAUUAUUCAAGAAUCUUUCGUACUCCAUUCUCAUUGAUAAAUCUAUCUGAUGGGAUUACUCUUACUUAUUUUAGUCUGUAAGGCCAAUGGAAUAUCAGAAAAGACAUACCCUCUUUAUUCGAUGACGAUACUUUUUAUGGACUGAGAAGAUUUCAAUUGAGUUGUAAUCAAUCAAUUUGUAUCUUGAAUGUAAAGUUGAUAAUGGGUUAUUAAGAAGUAGCUUUUCAUCCCUUCCUUCUUAUAUAAUAUAUGAAAAACUCACUAAUUGUUCAAAUCAAAAUCCAUUCCGUGUCAUUCUUCAAUUUCAUUUUGAUCAACUGUCGCUCAAUAGGUAAGAGUUUUUUUUGUUUUUGUGAGAUCUGUUGCAUUUAUUAGUAGUUUUCUGUAAAUAAAUAAAAUUAAUGUGUAGAUUCACUAUAGAAUCAACAGCCAUAAGAUAAGUUUAUUGAAUUAAUUUAUAGAAAUGUGAUUGAGUUUUUUGAACCCAGUCUAAUUUCCCAUUAUGAAAAUUCUAUCACUCAUUCUGGUGCAAAAAUAGAAUAGUUGAAGCAUAGUUUAUUCUCAAUUCCAAUGGUCCAGUUGUUGAAAAUUCAUUGAAUAUCGAAAGCAUAUUUUGAAGGUAGAUUUAGAUCAGAACGAUAAAUUCAUAUUGAAGCAUAUUAAAACGUUGUAGAGACUAUACUGUCAAAUAAUCUGGAAAAUUGAUGUAAUAUUUUGAUUAUUCAAGAACUCAAUAUUAAUAUUAGUAUCAUAACUGUGUUGUAAAUAUAUUUUAUAUUGUACUGAAAUAGCUUUAAGAACAUCUUGUUAUAAUUUGAUAUGAAUGAUGAACAGUAUACAAUGUACAAAAUAUGAAACAAUUUUUUCGCCUUGAA